This is a messenger RNA of Hirundo rustica (Barn swallow), 3088 nucleotides long. RefSeq names its product limbic system associated membrane protein (gene LSAMP). NCBI's taxonomy places the organism in Eukaryota, Metazoa, Chordata, Aves, Passeriformes, Hirundinidae. The transcript has 10 exons. Gene Ontology annotation, cellular component: neuron projection. Bases 349 to 1497 code for a protein of 382 amino acids. The record is from RefSeq and is a predicted model, not a curated record.
UCGCAUUUAGUUGGAGCUGCAGGAGAGAGACAGAGGGAUUCUCUGUGUUUACAGCCAGCCCAGGCUACGGUGGAGCAUCCAACCUGGCCCCCCCUUUCUCCAGCACUUGAAGGGGAGAGUGAGAGAUUAUUUGGGAAUCUGGCCACCGCGGGUCAGCUUGUGCUGCGACUGGAUUGUCAGAGCUGGCAAAGCAGAGCCCAGAGGGACUGAAGGGAGACACGAAUCCCAUUUUCUCUGAGAGGAGCGAAGAGGAGGAAAAAAAAAAAAAGAAAUUGAGAGAGAGAGAGAGAGACAGAAGCGAAGAGACGGAGAGAAAGGCAGAGGAAGCGGAGCGAGUGAGAGAGAAGCAUGAGGACCUACUGGCUGCACAGUAUCUGGGUGCUGGGAUUCUUCCUGUCCCUCUUCUCCUUGCAAGAUGAACCCCUCCCAAACGACUGCCCUUCUUGUUUAGACUUAGCUUGGAGAACAGCGAUUGCAAGGCAUCUCAAGGAACAGCCCCAUCUCACCAAAUGGAAUUCAGGGCUGCCAGUCCGCAGCGUGGAUUUUAGCCGAGGUACCGAUAACAUCACCGUGAGGCAAGGGGACACAGCCAUCCUCAGGUGUUAUGUAGAAGACAGAAGCUCCAAGGUGGCCUGGUUAAACCGUUCCGGCAUCAUUUUUGCUGGAGAGGACAAGUGGUCCCUGGACCCUCGAGUAGAGCUGGAGAAGAGAAACCCCCUGGAAUACAGCCUGCGGAUCCAGAAAGUGGAUGUCUACGAUGAGGGGUCCUAUACGUGUUCAGUGCAGACACAGCAUCAUCCCAAGACUUCCCAGGUUUACUUGAUUGUGCAAGUUCCACCAAAGAUCUCCAAUAUCUCCUCGGACAUCACCGUGAAUGAGGGCAGCAAUGUGACCCUGGUUUGCAUGGCAAAUGGGCGUCCUGAGCCUGUCAUCACCUGGAGGCACCUCACUCCUACAGGCAGAGAGUUUGAAGGUGAGGAGGAGUACCUGGAGAUCCUGGGGAUCACACGAGAGCAGUCGGGCAAGUACGAGUGCAAAGCUGCCAACGAAGUUGCCUCAGCAGACGUCAAGCAAGUCCGGGUCACUGUGAACUACCCUCCCACCAUCACAGAGUCCAAGAGCAAUGAAGCGGCCACGGGACGACAAGCCUUACUGCGGUGCGAGGCAUCCGCAGUGCCCACGCCUGAUUUCGAGUGGUACAGAGAUGAUACCAGGAUAAACAGCGCCAAUGGUCUGGAGAUAAAGAGCACGGGGAGUCAGUCUCUGCUGAUGGUGGCCAAUGUCACUGAGGAGCACUACGGGAACUACACCUGUGUGGCUGCCAACAAGCUGGGAGUCACAAAUGCCAGCCUAUACCUUUACAAACGAGUUUUACCCACACUCCCCAAUCCUUUUCCAGGACCCGGAACAGGGAGAGUAGACAACGGCUCCAUGAGUUUGGCCGUCCCACUGUGGCUUCUGGCAGCGUCCCUGCUCUGCCUACUCAGCAAAUGUUAAUACAAAUCAGAGUUAAAAUAAUAAUAUUAAUAAUAAUUAAAAAACCAACACGACAACAACAACAACAACAACACACAAAACAAAACGCGUUAUACAGGAGACAGAGCGAAGAGAGGGGAGAGAGAAAAAAGAGGGGGGGAGAGAGAGAGAGACGACUGUUUCUUUCACAACUUUUGUGUGUUCAGGAGCGAAGAGGGGGGAGAGGAAAAAUUACAGCAAAGAAGACUCAGCAACAUUUAAUCCAAAACCUGAAAAGCAAAAGCCGGCUGUCAAGUUAUCGACUGCCUAGGAGGCAACACGAAGCGAGGGAUAGAAUGGGGCGCCAGCAAGGAUCGUGUCGCCGGAGGAUUGUCGCUGCAAUGUAAACAAUCCAACUAAACCCACAAAGCCAAUCAAAAAGAAGAUCCCUUUUCUUUUCUCUCCUCCUUCCUCUUUUCCAUACUCCCUCAACUUUCCUUCCUUCCUCCUCUUUCUUUCUUUUGCAGAAAGAGGUCUUUGCUUCGGUGUCUAUAGCCAUUUAACUUUUUGGAUGCCCUGGGUCAUUUUUGUGAGCUAAUGCUCAGCCAGUUCAUACUUUUAAAAACAAAUUGAAAAAAAGAAAAAAAAAGAAAAAAAAAAAAAAAAAAAAGGAAAAAAAAAAAAAAAGCAAGCCACAAACCAGAGCAAGUCACCUGAAGCUCUCUGCACACUGGUGUCCUGUGAAGACCCCCUUCCUCUCUUCAUUUCACCCUGCGCUCAUGUGCACCCAGCCCUUGCUAAACAUCUUCUUCCCUGUCCUCUCCUUCAUGAAACAUCACCCUCACAGGCCUGAGCUAAAGCUGUGUCAACUCUACUGAAAGCCUACUUUUCUUUUUUUUUCUUUUAAAAUCUUCUUCUUUCCCCGCCCCUCAAUUCAACCAGGUGUCUUUCUCUUUCUCCUGUGUAUGCCUGUGUGCGUGCGUGCAUGCAUGUGUGGCUCUUGCUCCGUCUUCACUCUUUCUCUCUUUCUCUUGCUCUCUCUAAGCAUGCAAAACGAACAGUCCAUGUGUACAUAUGCUCAUCCUGUUGUAGAUAAUGUCCUGCCUUGUAAGUGUCAGACAAGAUGCAGAGAGAUCACUUAGACAGAGAAGAGGGGUGAGGAGAGAGGGGCAGCUGCAACACAGGUUCACAUUGUGUCGCCUCUCCUGUGUCCUCACUGGCUUUUUGUCUUCUGGCCACCUUGCUUGCGAGAGUCAGUCUGCACCCUUGCCUAGGCUUUUUUUCCUCUCCCACCUCCAACCUGUUUGGCUCUCGGCCUCCAAGUACCAGCGUAGCAGCCCGUGCUCUGCAUGAGUGCUCGCACACGGGGGUGUGCACUAGUGUGCGAUUGUCCAAGCAAGCAGAAGAAACCAGGACUGGCCUACAACGCUAUGGACUGAAGACUGCAGCCACCACUCCUCCUGGAGGUGGGAGGCUGGCCCGGUGGGAUGUGAGUGAUGAGACCCUGGACGCCAGCAAGCAGCCAUUCAUUUUAGGUAUAGUGGGCAUAGGAACGAUACCUCAACAUGAAAACCCCAACCUGGUCAUUCCUAACCAUUUUGGUAGACGUGCAAAAAUAGAGCCGAUACCCUUU